UUCAACUAUUAAAGAACACUAUGACUCCUCCACCACCCCACAUUUGUAAGGCAAAGAUGGAUGUGGAGAAUUUCUUUCACAUGACUGGAGGAGUUGGAGAAACUAGCUAUGCCAAGAACUCCUCACUUCAGAAGAAAGCAGCAGAUAUGGUGAAGAAAAUAACAUUAGAAACAGUGGAGGAAGUUUAUGUGGAAACGAAACCAAUAAGUAUUGGAAUAGCUGACUUGGGUUGCUCAUCUGGACCCAAUACAUUAUCAAUCAUCAAAGACAUAGUGGAAGCCAUUGAAGCAACAAGUGGUAGAACAGUGAACAAUCCUUCACCAGAAGAAGUUCGAGUUUACCUGAACGAUCUUCCAUCAAAUGACUUCAAUUCAGUGUUCAUCGCACUCCCUGAUUUCUGCAAGAAUCUGAAGAAAGAUAAGAUGGGCGGGGGUCCCCAGAUUUACAUAGCAGCUUAUCCUGGUUCCUUUUUUGGUAGACUUUUCCCAAACCAGAGCUUGCACUUUGUGUAUUCUUCAUAUAGUCUGCACUGGCUCUCUAAGAUUCCUCCGGCUCUGUAUGACGAGCAGGGGAAUUCUAUAAACAGAGGAAGCAUUUACAUUUCUAAGGCCAGUCCUACGGAGGUGUCGAAAGCAUACUUGAAGCAGUUUAAAGAGGAUUUCUCAUUGUUCUUGGGAUCUCGGUCCAAAGAAUUGAAUGUUGGGGGACGAAUGGUAUUGAUUUUGCUAGGGAGGAAAGGAGCAGAUCAUGUUGAUAGAGGCAACUCAUUCUUCUGGGAACUUCUGUCACAGUCCUUCGCCAUUUUGGUUUCUCAGGGGCAAAUUGAGAGGGAAAAGCUAGAGUCAUAUGAAGUGCACUUCUAUGCACCAUCAGAGAAUGAAAUUGAAGAUGAAGUGAGAAGAGAAGGUUCGUUUCAACUGGAUCGAAUGGAGAAUUUUGAGCUAGAGAGGGAUGAAACAGACGGGUUAAGUUAUGGAACCAAGGUUGCCAUGACAGUGAGGGCCAUCCAGGAAACCAUGAUUUGCCAACAUUUUGGAGAAGGAAUUUUGGACACUUUGUUUGAGAAUUAUAGUAGACUAGUCGAUGAGGAAAUGACAAGAGAGGAAAUUAAGCCCAUUACUUUCCUUCUAGUUCUUAGGAAAUUAUGAAUGCCAGAUGAUUAGAGAAAUAAAAAAAAAAUUA
Molecule: messenger RNA, 1182 nt
Organism: Tripterygium wilfordii
Lineage: Eukaryota; Viridiplantae; Streptophyta; Magnoliopsida; Celastrales; Celastraceae
Product: jasmonate O-methyltransferase-like
Exons: 4
Coding region: 21-1148 (375 amino acids)
Biological process (GO): methylation
Molecular function (GO): S-adenosylmethionine-dependent methyltransferase activity
Source: RefSeq, a predicted model, not a curated record